Messenger RNA from Pyricularia pennisetigena, 3150 nucleotides. RefSeq lists its product as uncharacterized. NCBI's taxonomy places the organism in Eukaryota, Fungi, Ascomycota, Sordariomycetes, Magnaporthales, Pyriculariaceae. The record is from RefSeq and is a predicted model, not a curated record. The coding region runs from base 1 to 3150 and encodes 1049 amino acids. The transcript is spliced from 5 exons. Gene Ontology annotation, molecular function: chromatin binding; protein binding. Gene Ontology annotation, biological process: chromatin remodeling. Gene Ontology annotation, cellular component: RSC-type complex.
AUGCGGCGGGCCACACGAUCUUCGCGGCCAAGUCUGCACGCGGCAGCAUCCACCUCUCCUUCCUCCGUGCCGUGGCUCACGCCGUCCAGCUCCACCACAAGAAGUCCGCACCAGUUUGCGAAAAUGGCCACAACCCACCCCGACGACAACGGCGCCGGCGCAAUCGAGGUGCGCGAGUCCAUUGAGGCCAAAAUGGGUCACCAGGAUGAUGUCAAGAUGUCAGACGCGCCACCAGUUUCUUCCCCGAGCGCCACGACUGUCGCAGUAGCACCGGCUGCCGACGCGUCUCCGAAUCGCGACGGGGACCGCGCCGCCGAUGAUGCGCAACCAUCGAGCAAAACCACCAAUUCCACAGCCGAAAAAAUCACCAACCCUGCUGAUUCAGGUGAUCGCAUGGAUACUGAUGCCGACGGUGAUGCGGAUGCAGAUGCGGACGCAGACGCAGACGCAGACGCAGACGCAGAUGGCGAUGCAGACGCCGAUGGAGAAUUGGAUGACAACAACAGAACCGGCGGACAGACUAGUGCUCGGAAUACCCAGCGCGACAUGCUGAACCUGAUUUCGGAGACUUCAACAUACCUCUGCGAGUAUCAAGAAGACCCGGCUGACGAGUUUCCCCUCGCGGCCAAUUUUCAACGUCUCCUGAACAGGCGAUCAUUCCCGGAUUAUUUUGAGGUCAUCAAGGAGCCGGUAGCUUUCAGCACCGUUAGACAAAAAGUACUCAAGAAGGUCUAUACCGCCUUUUCCGAAUUCGUGCGCGAUGUCGCUCUCAUAUGUCACAACGCCCAAGUCUAUAACCGCCCGUCAGCUGUGGUGUUUGGCGAAGCCAUUCGACUAAGGGAGGUUUUCGUCAAAGAACUCGAAAGGCUGGUCGCAGAGAAGCAGAUAACACCCGAGGAUGCAAAACUCCCAUAUCUGGGCGAAAUCCCCGAUGCCGCCGAUGAUUCGCCUUCUCCGCCGCCUGAAGAGGAAGGCGAUGAGGAUGAGGAAGACGAGGAGGAUGACGACGACGACGACGAUGAUGAUGACGAUUCAGAUGAAGAUGGAAAGCCCCGCCGCCGAAGAAAAAACCGCUUCUCAAGGAGGGACAGAGAUGACGAUGACCACAAGAAACGUGGUCGCCCACCAAAAGUCCUCACACCCAUGGAGGCCCGCAUCCACAACUUGCUCAGGGGACUGAGGAAACCAAAGAAUGAGAACGGGACACUACGGAUCCUCAAUUUUGAGAAGCUUCCCGACAAGGCCAGCCAUCGAGAAUACUACGAUGCAAUCAGCAAUCCUGUGUCUCUAGAGUCCAUGAAAAGAAGACUGAAACGUAAGAAGUAUCACAGCUUCGACCAGGCCGUUGCGGACGUUGAGACUAUGUUUGAAAACGCAAAGCGAUGGAACCAGCCAGGAAGUGAGAUCUACCAGGACGCAGUUGAACUGCAAAAAUACACCCGCGAGCUUGCGGAGCAGGAAAGGACAAGGCCAGAUGACUCCUUUGUCGAUGACGAAGGAAAACUACCCCUGGCAGAACUCAAUCACAACGGAGAAGUUUACAAAGUUGGGGAUUGGGUGCAUUUGAGGAAUCUCAAUGACUUGUCAAAGCCCAUCGUUGCGCAAAUUUACCGUAUGUGGAAAGACAGCGCUGGGCAACAUUGGAUCAACGCAUGUUGGUACUACAGACCAGAACAAACCGUCCACCGCUACGAGAAGCAUUUCUGGGAGAACGAAGUGGUCAAGACUGGUCAAUAUCGUGACCAUCAGGUCUUGGAAAUCGUCGACAGGUGCUUUGUCAUGUUCAUCACCCGCUACCACAAAGGCCGGCCGCUUGGCUUCCCAGAAGACAAACAGGUCUACGUCUGUGAAGCGCGCUACAACGAGGAGAAAUUUACCUUCAACAAAAUCAAAACGUGGGCCAGCUGCCUCCCUGAUGAAGUGCGCGAGAAGGACUACGACAUGGAACCAUGGAAAGUACCAAAGAAGGUCAAGAAGUUCCGCAGCCCCAUAGCACAUCUCUUGAGACACGAUGCGAGCGAGAGGGAUCCGCUCCCAAAGCCUACAUGGGGAAAUCCCAAUGCUCCACCACUACUCGGAGCAGUGCAUAAACGACCCAGAGAAGAAAAUGAUUCACCUCCCCCAAGGCCAAGCCCGCCACCUGGUGCAGCUCAGCAGCCUCCGCAUAUUCAGCUAGAUCAUGUGCGAAGGGCAUCAUUUAGGGGUGAUGCUUCAGUGUCCGGGACUCCGACCGUGUCAUUCCACCACUCCCCGCAGCCUGGACCAGGCAUCCCACCUGUCCAGCCAGGCUACCCUCAGGGCUACCAAGGCCAGCGUAUGAUGCAGGUACCGCCCGCUCAAAAUCAACCUCACAUGCAGCCAAUCAACAACCAGGGGAUUCCAUCCCCAGGAACGUUCAUACCACAGACGCCGCAAACGCCGCACCACGCCCCACAGUUUCCCCAGCAGUUCGUCCCGAGUCCUGGCCACCGCCACAGUAUCCCGCCAGCAGGCCAGCAGGUGUACGACAACCGAUCCAUGGCGCCGACACCAGCAGCUCUGGCACCACGUGCGCCCAUGCCGAUGGCCCCCAGCCCGGCCCCGAUGGCGCCUCAGCAAAUGCACAUCAAUCAUGGCGUGCCGCAGCAUGGAGGACACUACAACCCGCCGCAGCCUCCUCAGGUCUACACACUACCUGAAGUAGUGGACGAGGGCAUACCUGACGACGUUCGCCAGCAGUUUCAACGGGACGAUAGCGGCCGCGUGCUCUUUUUCACCACACCUCCAGUCUACCAGCCACACCUGGGCAUCUCGGAUGAGCACGCAAACCUGGGUCACAGCGCUCGAUUCUUAGCUGACAAGAAAAGGCUGGAGGAGGAGCGGCUUCGCAAGCGAAAGGAGAGAGAUGAGGAACAGCGGAGGGCGGCGGAGGAGGCGACACGGAAGAGGAAAUUAGGUAAUGGAGACGGCGAUGCACGAACCGAAGAUGGCGGCAGAGAGGCAGUGGCUGCCCUUGGCCUCCUCACGGCUUUUGUGGAAACGAUGAAUCGCCAGACGGUCGAGCUGAACAGGGACAUGGAAGGCUGGGCGGCAGAAAAGGCAAAGUGGCAGGCCGAGCAGACGCAAGGUAUAGCCAAUGGCACCAGCAGGCAAACUAACGGGACUCACUGA